CGGGGUAUUUCCAGUGCCACGUAAUUAAAUUGAUAAAAUUAUAGGAUUUAUAAUCAUAACUAUCGUGUGAAAGUAUCUACGCAAUGAAGUAUGAAAACAUCCUCUCCCAAGUUGUGCCACUUCUUAGUUUUCUAGCAGGUUGUGCCUGGGGCUCCGAAGAUGAAACGCGCCUGGUGAAAACCAUCUUCAAAGGCUACAACAAGGUGGUGCGGCCUGUCAAUCACUUCAAGGAUGUAGUGGAGGUGACCGUGGGCCUGCAGCUUAUCCAGCUCAUCAGCGUGGAUGAAGUCAAUCAGAUCGUGACCAGCAACGUGCGCCUGAAACAGGUGUGGAAAGAUGUGAACCUGAAUUGGAACCCAUCUGACUAUGGUGGAAUUAAAAAGAUUAGAGUCCCAUCCACCGAGAUUUGGCGUCCUGACUUUGUUCUCUAUAACAAUGCUGAUGGGAACUUUGCCAUUGUGCACGAGACCAAGGUGCUGCUGGAGUACACGGGCAUGAUCACCUGGACCCCUCCGGCCAUCUUUAAGAGCUACUGCGAGAUCAUCGUCCUGCACUUCCCCUUCGACCUGCAGAACUGCAGCAUGAAGCUGGGCACCUGGACCUACGACGGGAACCUGGUGGCCAUCUAUCCGGAGAACGACCGGCCCGACUUGAGCAACUUCAUGGAGAGUGGUGAGUGGGUGAUGAAGGACUUCCGCAGCUGGAAGCACUGGGUGUUCUACGCCUGCUGUCCAAACACACCCUACCUGGACAUCACCUACCACUUCCUCAUGCAGCGCCUGCCCCUGUACUUCAUCGUCAACGUCAUCAUCCCCUGCAUGCUGUUCUCCUUUCUCACAGGCCUGGUCUUCUACCUGCCCACCGACUCAGGUGAAAAGAUGACUCUCAGCAUCUCUGUGCUGCUCUCCCUGACGGUGUUCCUGCUGGUCAUUGUGGAGCUCAUCCCCUCCACCUCCAGUGCUGUGCCGCUCAUUGGGAAGUACAUGCUCUUCACCAUGGUCUUCGUCAUCGCCUCCAUCAUCAUCACAGUCAUCGUCAUCAACACCCAUCAUCGCUCUCCCAGCACACACACCAUGCCACAUUGGGUUCGCAAGGUUUUUAUCGACACCAUUCCCAACAUCAUGUUCUUCUCCACAAUGAAGCGGCCUUCGAAGGAGAGGCAACCAAAGAACUUUUUGGCGGCCGACUUUGACAUCUCGGGCAUCUCUGGCAAGCCGACUCCAGAAGCAGUCAUCUUCCAGUCUCCCAUAACCAAGAACCCUGAUGUCCGCAAAGCUAUCGAGGGGGUCAAUUAUAUUGCGGAAACCAUGAAGUCUGAUGAGGAUUCUAACAACGCAGCGGAGGAGUGGAAAUUUGUUGCCAUGGUGCUGGAUCACAUUCUUCUGUGUGUGUUCAUGGCGGUGUGCAUCAUUGGCACCGUGAGUGUGUUUGCCGGUCGCCUCAUCGAGCUCAGUAUCCAAGGAUAG
This is a messenger RNA of Conger conger (European conger), 1466 nucleotides long. RefSeq names its product acetylcholine receptor subunit alpha. Gene Ontology annotation, cellular component: neuron projection; postsynaptic membrane; synapse. The record is from RefSeq and is a predicted model, not a curated record. NCBI's taxonomy places the organism in Eukaryota, Metazoa, Chordata, Actinopteri, Anguilliformes, Congridae. The transcript has 9 exons. Gene Ontology annotation, molecular function: transmembrane signaling receptor activity; acetylcholine-gated monoatomic cation-selective channel activity. The coding region runs from base 84 to 1466 and encodes 460 amino acids. Gene Ontology annotation, biological process: regulation of membrane potential; signal transduction; nervous system process.